Molecule: messenger RNA, 1575 nt
Organism: Pestalotiopsis fici W106-1
Lineage: Eukaryota; Fungi; Ascomycota; Sordariomycetes; Amphisphaeriales; Sporocadaceae
Exons: 2
Coding region: 1-1575 (524 amino acids)
Biological process (GO): mRNA splicing, via spliceosome
Cellular component (GO): U4/U6 x U5 tri-snRNP complex
Molecular function (GO): U4 snRNA binding; protein binding; U6 snRNA binding
Source: RefSeq, a predicted model, not a curated record
AUGAUGCACCCGUCGCGGCAAGCGUAUGUCGAAGACGCCCAAGAAAGCCGGGGCAUCAGCCUGGACGAGCUUCCUACCGACCAUGACUACGACCUGCCCACGGCGACCGCCGGCAUCGCGCCGGAAAAGGCCUCGGCCAUCCUCUCUCAGUUUGACCGCAAGCGUUUGGCCGCGAGCAUAGCGGUCCCAACCGACGAUGGACGUGUCCGGGCCAAGCUGCGUGAGAUGGGUGAGCCUGUCACACUCUUUGGCGAGGGCCCUGCGGACCGACGAGACAGAUUACGCGAGCUCAUGACGGUGCAAGUGGAAAAGGCUGCCGCAGCCGGCGAGAGCGCCGAUGUGGAUAUGGAGGAUGUGCCCGAAGACGAGGACGAUGCCGAGGACCAAGAGGAAGAGUUCUACACACAAGGCAGCGAUGAGCUGCUGCGCGCCAGACAAGACAUUGCGAGGUUCUCGCUUCCGCGCUCAAAGAAGCGUCUAGAAAGCUUAAAAGAGGACAGCACAAUUCAACUGCGCACGCACGUCAAAUUCAGAAAAGAAAUCAGGGAGCGCAUAAAGCCCUUUGAGUUACAAGGAAGUCAGACAGCCGGCGACAGGCACGUCAGUAUGACACGAAUAGCACCAAAUGGAAACUUGGUUGCAGCCGGCAAUUGGGGCGGCGGUAUCAAGCUCAUCGAGAUCCCUAGCAUGGAGGAAAAGGCCACACUACGGGGCCAUACAAAUAAGAUUGGAGGACUAAGCUGGUUUCCAGGCGCAACUUUACCAGAGGCAGGUGUCAGUCAAGAAUCGGUCAACCUAGCCUCAGGAGGCGCGGAAGGACAGGUCAACCUUUGGAGCCUGACGAAAGAUACACCAUUAGCAACGCUACAAGGACAUGCCCAACGCGUUUGCAGAGUAGAGUUCCACCCUUCAGGUCGGUACCUGGCCAGCGCAAGCGAAGAUACGACGUGGAGGCUUUGGGACGUGCAGACGGCCCAAGAGCUGCUGCUUCAAGAAGGCCACGCCAAGGGCGUCUUUGCUGUGAGCUUCAAUACCGACGGCUCAUUACUAGCAAGCGCGGGCCAGGACAAUAUUGGUCGAGUGUGGGAUCUGCGCACCGGAAGGACCAUUAUGAUCCUGGAUGGACAUCUAGAUGGACACAGCAAGCCAAUCUACGGCCUCGACUGGAGUUCUGAUGGACAUCGACUGCUAACAGGUUCGGCGGAUGGAUGGGUCAAAUGCUGGGAUGUGAGAAAAGUAGCAAGGACUGGCGGCAUUGGAGCGCACACAAGCGCAGUGGCAGAUCUCAGAUGGUAUAAAGGCCUAGACGAUCCUCUGUUGGGUACAGUCUCGCCAGGGCUGGACGAGAAGGGCGUGCGCCAGCCAAAGAAGACGAGCACCAUUUUUGUGACGGCAGGAUUUGACAAACAGGUCAAGGUAUUCUCUGCAGACGAUUGGUCACUCAUCUCAACGCUCGAUGGGCACACUGGCCCAGUUGCCAGUGUGGAUAUAAGUCGAGACGCCAGAUGGAUUGUGAGUGGCGGACAUGAUCGCACAGUCAAAUUAUGGGGUCGUAACGACGGUGAGGCGCUCUGA